Sphaerulina musiva SO2202 is the source of this 2529-nucleotide messenger RNA. RefSeq lists its product as uncharacterized. Lineage: Eukaryota; Fungi; Ascomycota; Dothideomycetes; Mycosphaerellales; Mycosphaerellaceae. Gene Ontology annotation, biological process: proteolysis. The coding region runs from base 1 to 2529 and encodes 842 amino acids. The transcript has 4 exons. The record is from RefSeq and is a predicted model, not a curated record. Gene Ontology annotation, molecular function: metalloendopeptidase activity.
AUGCGCUGCUCACUGCCGCCCUCCCCCUCACUCGGCCUCUCUCUGCUGGCGUACGCGGUAUCGACGAUUACGAUUGCGAUCGCGAUUCUCACGCCGCUCGCGGCUGCCAGUAGCACGACUCGAAACCCGAUCCGCGCCCUCUCCGUAGUGCAGAAUGCGACGAUUCACACCCACAACCACCGCCUCACGGCCCUGCACGAGUUCGACCUCACCUUUCAAGUUCGCAACGAGUUGCACGUGAGGCUUCGCCUGGAGCCUAACCAUGACAUCCUCGCCCACGAUGCCAUGGUCACAUACCUGGCGCCAGACGGAACGGUAUCGCGCCAGGAGUCCGUGGACAGGCUAGGGCAUAGAGUGUUCAGAGGCACCGCGUGGGUGCAGAAGUUGGGCAACAACGCCGACGACUGGAGACAUGCUGGCUGGGCACGGGUGUCGGUGUUUCGAGAUGGAAUACGUCCCAUCUUUCAAGGAGCCUUCUCCGUGGAUCGCGACAAUCAUCACAUUCAGACUUCAAGUGGAUACCUGCGCACCAAGCAUUGGGACGAUCCCGACAUCGAGGCUCAGAUGGACGAGUACAUGGUUCUCUGGCGAGAUUCCGACAUCCUGCCAGACAGCCAGGCACAUCGCGAUUUGAAGUCCAGGAAUGCUGCGGCCGCCUCAAUCUGUGAGGCUGACAGUCUGGUCUUCAACACCAGGGAGGACCACCCUGUGUAUUUGGCCAUGAAGGCCAAGCGUUCGGUUGAGCGUUAUGGCAGGAUGGAUUUCUCACACUUGUUCAACAAGCGUCAGGACUUGGAUGGUACGACAGGUGGUAAUAGUGCUGGUGGCAACCUGGUCGCCAGCAUAGGUGAUAGUGCCGGGUGCCCUACCACGCGCAAAGUUGCGCUAGUUGGUGUUGCCACAGACUGCAGUUACACUGCUGACUUCAAUUCCACUCAAACCGCUCGUGAGAAUGUCAUCGAUCAGAUCAAUACCGCGUCCGUACUCUACGAGAGCGCAUUCAACAUAUCACUUGGCCUUCAAAACCUGACCGUGUCGGAUGCAAUUUGUCCUGGGACCCCAGUGGCAGCCACGGAAUGGAAUCAAGCUUGCUCGGAUAGCGUGGACAUUUCGCAACGUCUGAACAUGUUCUCGUCAUGGCGUGGCAAUCAGCGCGAUUCCAACGCUUACUGGACAUUGCUCAGCACCUGCCGGAACUCUCAGUCUUCAGCCGUAGGCCUUGCCUGGUUGGGUCAGGUGUGCGUCGCCUCAGCUGUCACGACCAACGGUAGUAUCACUGGUGACGGGGCAGCUUCCCAAGGAUCGGAGACUGUCACUGGGGCGAAUGUUGUCAUUCGAACACAGGGUGCAGAAGAAUGGAAAGUCAUCGCUCACGAGGUUGGCCAUACCUUCGGUGCCGUCCACGACUGCACAAGCGACGCAUGUGCCGACUCCAAUUUCGUCAACUCACAACAGUGUUGCCCUCUCAGUGCCAGCAUCUGCCCGGCUGGCGGAAGAUUUAUCAUGAACCCUCAGACCUCCGAUAGUGUCAAUGAGUUCAGCCCGUGUUCCGUUGGUAACAUCUGCAGUGCCCUGAUGCGCAACUCGGUCAAUGGUGGGUGCCUGACUGAUAAUCGUGGCGUGACCACGAUCUCCGGCCAGCAAUGCGGCAACGGCAUUGUCGAGCCAGGCGAAGAUUGCGACUGUGGUGGAGAGUCUGGUUGCACCGACGACCCAUGCUGCAACCCUACCACCUGCAAAUUCACCCAAGGUUCAGUUUGUGACGAUUCAAAUGAGGACUGUUGCCGUCAGUGUCAAUUUGCCUCGGCAGGCACCGUGUGUCGUGCCACGACCGGUCAAUGCGAUCCUCAGGAAACGUGCUCUGGUACCGCUGCCACCUGUCCUGCAGACCAGACUCUUGAAGAUGGUACCGAUUGUGGCAAUGGCCUGGAAUGCGCUAGUGGACAAUGCACUAGUCGGAAUCAGCAAUGCAAGACGGUGAUGGGCAGCUACACACAAGGCAAUGAUACAUAUGCAUGCGAUAGCUCGGGCUGUCUGAUCAGCUGCGCCAGUCCUGAGUUUGGGAGAGGGGUGUGUUAUAGCCUGCAGCAGAACUUUAUUCCUGGCACACCCUGCGGCGGUGGUGGCAGAUGUGCAACAGCAGGCCAGUGCAAAGGCUCCACGACUGGAGGCCAGAUUAAGUCCUGGAUCGACGACAACAAGGCUCUGGUCAUCGGCAUCGCGUCGGCUGUGGGCGGUCUCUUACUUUUCUCCCUUCUAGGCUGCCUUUGCCGCUGUGGUCAACGCAAGCGCAACAAAGCUGUUCCGGCACCUCCAGCUGCUACUGGCUGGCAAGGUUGGAAUGGAGGCUCUCGAGGUGGACCCGAGAUGCAGUAUGAUAUGCCAGAAUACACAAAUGCACAUGCCACUCAGGGCUGGGCCGAUCAGGCGCGACACAGUCGAGGAGGGUGGAUGCCUCCUCCUCCUCCUGUUCCUCCGCCGGCGUAUCAGGGGAUACAAAGGAAUAGUAACAGUGUACGGUAUGCCUGA